Austrofundulus limnaeus is the source of this 6785-nucleotide messenger RNA. RefSeq names its product M-phase phosphoprotein 8 (gene mphosph8). The record is from RefSeq and is a predicted model, not a curated record. Gene Ontology annotation, molecular function: protein binding. Bases 147 to 5564 code for a protein of 1805 amino acids. The transcript has 9 exons. Lineage: Eukaryota; Metazoa; Chordata; Actinopteri; Cyprinodontiformes; Rivulidae.
UAGCUGCUCUGCACUCCACUACAGAGCUGACACUACAACCGCCAGGUGCGCGAGCGCGUUUCACCUCUGUCAACACGGCGGGCUUACCGAGUGCUGAUUAAAAAAAAAAACGGUUCCAGUUUAGUUAACUAUACAAUUUAGCAGCCAUGGCGGCUGAAACGGACAAAAUAGAACCUGCAGAGAGUGAACAGGACGAAGAAGAGGAUGUAUACGAAGUGGAGAGGAUCAUAGACAUGCGGGUUGAAGAGGGUGAAGUGCUCUACAGAGUUCGCUGGAAGAAUUACUGCUCUGACGAUGACACAUGGGAGCCAGAGGCUCAUUUAGAGGACUGCCGUGAAGUCCUGUUGGCUUUUAAGAAGCAUCUGACUGAGGCUAAAGCCAAGAAAGAAGCUGAAUCCAAGAAAAUUGUGAAAGUGUUGCCAACAAAGAGUGACGUGUUUGACGCAGACUCGGAGAGCGACAGUGAAAAAGAACGUCCGACUGAAUUACCCAUCAAGAAGAAGAAGAAAAAGAAGAAAAUUAGGGAAGAAGAGGAGGAAGAGCCAGUUCCAAAGGAGAAAAAGAAGAAAAAGAAAGACAAACACAGAGAUGUGUUGAGACCUCUUCCGGCGCCAGAAACUGACGAAGAAGAGAGAGCCCCGACCCCACCCUCUCCUCCCAAGGAGAAAAAGUCAGAAAUAAAAAAGCGUUUUGCUGACUCUGACGAAGAUGACGACGAGCCUUUUCCUUUCAAAAAGCACAAAAAGGAGAAGGAGAAAGAGGCUGGAAAGCAUAAGGACAAAAGAGAGGAGGGAAAGAAGAAAAAGGCAAAAAAAGAGCGAAAGAUUGAGACAUCUGAAGAUGAAAUUGCUGCUCCUCUGGAAGAAAACCUGAGUGACGGUCCGUCAGAAUCUCAAAUGGAGGACUCUGGGUCAGCAGAGACUUUAACAAAGCCCAUGGAAAAGGCGAGUUUGGAUGAUAAGUUUAAACAGAAAAAGGGCAAGUGGGAGGUGAAGCUGCAGGGCAUUAAGAACCUCAUGGUUGAGAAAAAGAUUAAAAAAGGUGACAGCACCCAGAAGGAAGCCAGCCUGCAAAAACUCAAAAGUCACAUUUCUAAAAACAAGGAGGACACUGCUCCACAAUCAGACUCUAGUGAUAGCUCAACACUACAUAAAAAAGCUAAGAGCAAAGGAAACGAGACUUCAUCAGGACCACAAAAAACCUCUUCCUCCUCCUCUUCGUCCUCCUCCUCCUCUACAGCUGUGAGUACCAACAAGGUGAAGGAGGAUGAAGCUACUAAAGAGGAGAUGUUAGGACAGAAGGAUGCUAGCGGGUCAACAAACCUGUUUGAAAAGUUCCUGCUGAACUGUGAGGCCAAAGAUCGAGCUCCCCGCAGGCCUCCGACUCUAGAGAAGAGCAGCAGCAAACCCACAAAGUUAAUAGGAAAAAUUGAGAAGAUUUCCAAGCCUGCCAAAGAGUCUCCUUCGCAGAAACCAGAGUUCGACAAAAUGGAGAGGACCAAACAUUCAGACGUUCCCAGACCAGCCCAGAGUUUUGGCUUCACCCUGGACAGUGAUGAGCGAGAAGACGAAUCGUCUGGAAAAGCACGGCCAACUGAUGAUAUCAGAGACCGAAAGGAGAGAGCAGAGGAGGUGCAGCGUCCAAGCUGGGAGAAGAAAACAUCAGCUGAUGACAGGAGGAAGAGGAGAGAGGACAGUGAGCCCAGACUCUACGGGGCGUGUGAUGAGAAUCAGGAGCCACCAGAUGGCACUGACAGAUCUGACAAGGCCCAAGCCACUCUGAGUCUUGGAAUGGACCUCAACCUGGAUUGGAUGACUCUAGAUGACUUCCAGAAACAUCUAAAUGGAGAAGAUGAGAUCUUAUCGGGGCCACCAUUAUCACCCAGUGAGUUGCGAGAUGCUGUGAAAAAUGGAGACUACAUGGCUGUAAAGUUGGCCUUAAACUCCAAAGAGGACUACAAUCUUGAACAGGAGGGGUGUACUGUUGAGAGGAGAUCAUGUGAAGGAAAGACGAGCUUGGUUGAAGAGCGAAGUUCAAGUGGUGCUCUUAGAUUCACUUCUAACAUUAACAAUGCAAGAAAUGAAGAGGGUGUUCCAGCCUCAGCAAAAAAGCAUGUGCAACAAGACUUGGAUUUAAAAAAAACAAACUAUCCUGUCAUUAUAAACACUGAACAAGUAACGGUGAGGGAAAGUGAAAGUACACAAAGUGGGAGCAGUAAUGCUGGAUUCAAGUCAUCCCUCACACCAAUUCAAGAAAAACAAAAGUUAACAGAGGAAGAAAAUGUGUGGGAUAACAAAAGGACUUUGAAUAUGUCAGAUACAAAUGUAAAUACAGAAGUGGUCAAACUGCAAGACAAAGGAACGGAACAAAAAAGCAUGACUAAAAAUAACUGGUCUUCCAAACAAAUAAGUGAUUCAUGCAAUGAAGCAGAGGGGGUGAUUCCAGGUAACUCGGAUGUCACAGAUCCAGUUUCUUUCAAGUCAGACACAGAAGAAAUGGUUAGAAAACCGUCAAGUGACCAGAGGAAAUCCAAGGAGAUCCAUCAACCAACACUGUCAAGUCAAAGAUCGUACAAGAAAGUGCUUGAAACAAACUCUACUAUUUCAAAGAAAGACAAAAAGGAAACCAUUAAAAAGCACUUCUGCUUGUAUUGCAAAAAGCCUUUUCCUCAACUUGUGAAGCAUUUGGAAAAUAAACAUGCAGAAGAAACAGAUGUUGCCCAUGCAGUGCACUUCCCCAAAGGUUCCAAAGUCAGACAGACAUUGCUUGAUCAAAUUCGCAAUAAAGGAGAUUAUGAGCAUAACUGCCAAGUUCUCAAAAGUGGUGAGGGAGAAAUUGUUACCAAAAAACAGACAAAAACAACUGUACCUGUGCGUGACUUCUUGCCUUGCCAGCACUGUUUUGCAUUUUAUCGUAAAACUGAUUUAUGGAGACACGAGCAAACAUGUAAAGUAAGGAAAGGAGAUCAGAAAUCUGAAAAUACAAUCGUAAACAAAGGGCGUAAUGCUGCCUCCAGCUUUAUACCAAUGUCAGAGUUCUUAACUGGAAGCUGCAAGGAAAUCGUUAACAUCAUGCAUCAAGAUGACAUCGCCAAACAUAUCAGAUUUGACCCACUUAUUUGUAAAUAUGGCAAUGCAUUGUCUGCCAAAUAUGACAAUGACAAGUCCCAGUUUGCUUAUAUUGCACAAAAGAUGAGAGAGUUGGGUAGAUUUGUGCUUGCUGUAAAUGAACUUGACAAGACUGUGAAGUACUUGCAUGAAAUAUGUCUACCAUCCAGAUUUGAAUUAGCUGUUGAAGGGGUCAAAAAAGUUGGUGGGUUUGACCCCACUUCAAGUAAAUUUAAAACCAUUUCUCUUGUUUCAAAAAUUGGCUACUCUUUGAAGCGUGCAGCAGAGAUAGCUUUUGGAGAAAGCCGCAUGACAGAGGAUGGUGAAACAGAAAUUGAAUUAAAAAAUUUCAUACACCUACUUGAUACAAAAUGGAACAAGUGUUUUUCUCGCAAAGCGCUUGUCAGUUCUUUAAAGCAAGAAGUCAAAAAAAUUGAUGUAGACAAGUCAACUGUGACCGAAGAUUUGAUGAAGCUCCACAGAUUUAUUACCGGAGAAGAGGAUGAAGCAAGAACUGAGCUAAGACAAAAUCCCAGCAUGUCUACGUGGAAAAAGCUUAGCGAAGCCACUUUGGCAAAUGUCUGUCUUUUCAAUAGAGGAAGAGUAGGAAAUGUAGGUAGGCUUCUCUUACAAAAUUACACUCAAAGAAAGAGUAGAGGUGCAUUUAUUCCCUCGACAGACCAAGUAAGGAAAAGCACAAAACUGGAGUUGGACUUUGGUUCAAGUUUUAUAAGACUGGAACUAGAAGGUCAGUUUGGAAGAAACAUGCUGGUUCUGUUAACAGACAGGAUGGUUUCAUCAAUUGACCUGCUUGUUGAAAAUAGAGUGCAAGCAGGUGUGUCAAAAACCAACCCAUACCUGUUUGCAAGAACUGAAGGGCCAUCUUUUAUUCGAGGACUAGAUUGUUUUCGAAGGGCUGCUAUGGAAUGUGGAGUGAAAAAUCCAGAAGCACUCCUGUCUUCAUCAUUAAGAGAACAGAUAGCCUGCUGUUGGCAGAUCAUGAGCCUUAAUGAACACGAACUGGAUCAAGUGGCAAAGCUGUUGGGAAGAAGCAACCUAGAGUGUUACGGCCUUUCCAAAAAUGCAUCCCAGCUGGAGGAAGUGAGCAAAGAACUGUUGAAAAUGGAUCAAGGACUACUAUCAAGUCCACAGAGGACUCCAAAAGAUGGAACUCGACAAAAGCAACCUUUAAAGAGAAGACCCUGGAGUGAGAAGGAACAGGCGGCUGUGAAACGCUACUUGAGUGACUUCUUCACAAGGAUGAAGGUCCCAGGCAAAAAGGAAUGCAAUGCUUGCAUAGCUGCUGAACCAGACCUUGGAGGAAGGUCUUGGACAGAUGUCAAAAACUAUGUACACAACAGCUUGCAAACAAUACGUAGGAGAAAUAACCAGCAGAAGUUGGAUGGAAAUGAAAGUUUAUUGAAUCCAAAGAGUCCAAAAGCUGCAGUUGAAACCAAAUAUACAAAUGCUGAAGACACAAGUGUUGUGUGUACUAUGACAACAGUAAAUCCAGAACACCUGCAAGAAAGUUAUAUGACCAUGCCGUCACCAGUAAACACGAGAGGCUCACCAACAUACUUCCAAGAGAUGACGACAAGUUAUGCUUCCUUGGCUUCCACUAGUACAGAUAUGCUCUGUACAAGUCAGCCAUUAUUUUCUACGUUUACGGCAUUAAAUGCAACAGAUACUCAAGUGGUUCCUACAUUUACUCCACACAACACUACAAACACCCUAAUGUCUCAUGUGUACUCAUCAGAUAACCAAAAUCUUCCAAUGUCAUCAUUUUAUACACAGAAUGCCACAAGUAUGUUUCCUUCUUCUGUGUAUACCCCACAGGACACAAGUUCAUCAAUGUUUUCUUCGUUCACUAACUUUAAUUCUCCAUGUACUUCAAUGGGUCCUACGUACACACAAUUAAAUACUCUAAGUGCACCGAUGGUCUCUGCAUUCUCAACACUAAAUGACGGAAGUAAAUCUGUGAUGUCAUCGUUCACACCCCUGAACCAUUCAAGUAUCUCCACUUACCACUCAAGCCCACCUGCUACUGCGCAGGUUGUCCCCUCAUUUCAUGGACAAAGUGUUUCUGAAAACACUCAGGUGGCACAGGAAAGUACACCUGUGUCUUCUGCAGGAAAACGAGCUACACAAGGUGUGAAGCCUCAAAAAAGAAGCAAGAGGUUGUGGAGCGAGGAGGAACAGGCAGCAGUGAGGCGUCAGUUUGGAGAGUUUUUUAAACUUGUAAAAGUGCCGGGAAAAAAGGAUUGCGACGCAUGCUUGGCUGCUGAACCUGUCCUUAGCACUAGGACGUGGAGAGAAGUCAAAUAUUUUGUACAUAACUCCAUUCAGUCUCUAAAAAGAAGAAGUCAAACAGAUGCCCCUAAACAAAGUAUACCACCAGAACCAGAGAUUCAGACUUCCAACACUGAGUGGGAUGGUCCAGUAUAUCUGUCACUGUAAAUAAUGGACUUGCACAAAAACAGUAAGGGAUGAAGAUUUUCAUGUUCUCUGGCUUUACUUCCGAUUCAGUGGGGCUUUAAAAUUCAAAAUAUGUGCUUUUGUUUCAUGUAUGUUGACUGUUCACAGUCUCGGUUUUGGUAUUUACAAACAGUCCUGCCAUUCCUUAAGUUAUGAACUUUAUGAUAAAAGCGUGCUGAUGUUUUCAAAAUUAAGUUCAGUGACAAAGUUAUUUGGUGCAUGAAUGUACACUGAGUGGGAAAAUUUAAAGCAGAAUUUUGAAACGUUUAGCUAGCUUAUUUUAAACCAUGCUAAUCUUUCAGACCCCAAGUAAUAUCUUUUAACUUAUACUUUAUUUUGUCAUCGUUUACAAACUUGUACCAGUCAGCGGCAAUGAACAGUAUUAACAUAACCCCGGUGAACCUAUGACUAAAGCUUCCUCCUCAAAGUCACCAGGGCAUUUGUCUUUUUCUCUUGAUAAUUUCCUGUUGCGCAAACUCUAACUUUAUUCUCAUAACUUGCCUGUAUGGCUAUCCUUUCCACCUGUACUGUUUCAGUAGCUUUUUUUGUAAUAUGUGGGGAAAAGAUGUUUUCGAAGUGCUGCAGUCAAUCCUGCCAACUUAAUGCUUACAUUAAUUUGCUUUGCAUCGUUAAACCCCUAGUCCAGUAUUACUGUAUUCUUGCUUCUGCUUGUAGCCUAUACUGUAGGUAGCCUUCAUACCUUGCGGCCUGAAGUUAAAUAUUUAAGCUAUGCGUGUUUACCUGUUUCCAGAGGAAGGGAAACUUAAGCUUUUUGUAACACUAUAUAAUGACUGUUUAGGUUUUUCUUUGUAUUUUACAGAAACUAUCUUAAGGUUCUUAUUUUCAUUGUAUUAUUUUGUUUCAAACAUUUCUUAUCUGGAUGUUAUUUUACUUGUGCCAUUAUUGCUUGCAUUGAAUCUAUAGCUUGAAGUGCCUGUGACACUUGUUUCCUACAAAUACAAAAAUGGAAGAAAACAUCUUAAUAUUUAAGAAAUGUGGCAUAAUACACGGUUUUAACUUUCUUUUUUUUUUAACAUAACUGCCAUUUUUGUUUUGCUUGGUGAGCAACAACAAAGGGGAAAUCCCUGGCUUAUACAAACUCCGACUUGUCGUUUCUCUCAGAUUGUAACUAAAAAUAAUCUAAAGAAACAUCAGAUUCUUCAAUACUGUUUGUGUUGUUUGCUGUUGUAGCAAUGUUUUGUU